UCGAUGAUAAGAGACAAAUUCUUUACAGCCCCCGAGUGAUAAACACGCUAUUGUUUAAAAAUAUACAGAAAAAAACAUCUAAUACUUGUGGUCUAAAGUGAAAAACGUGCAAAAGGAUUUUUCUAAUACAGGGAAAAUAUGGCAACAAGAGACCGCGAGGCAUACCAGGGCUACCCCAACGUCAACCCUCGAUACUACGAGCCCCCUUCCGUCUCCAAGCCUCCAAGACCGCCAAGACCUCCCGGACCUUGCAAGCCUCAAGACAGCUACCAAGGUUACCCGUAUGUGAAACCAAUCGUCACCGACGCCCCCUCUAUGCCAUCUUGCAGUGGACAUCACAUCCCUCCUAAAAGACCUGUAGUCGCCCAAGACUCUUCCGAUGAUGACGAACCUCCUGUCAUCUACAUAGACAUACCUGAAGACAACAGGCCGUAUACCGUCAACGAUAGAGUAACUGACACAGGAAACAACCAACCAUACGAAGCCACCAUAGAUAUGGAACCGGAUAAUCCUACAAACGAGAGACCUACAGAUCAAGCAGAAACAGUUGACAGUCCAGAAACGAUAUUUUACGAUCCGUUUGAAAAUCGAAGGAUAAUACCGAAGGAGGUUGCAACAAAUGUAAAUUCAUCGGAGCGGUCAGAAGCUGUGAGGCCGCUUGAAGUGACACAGGCUGGUAUGUCUAAAGAAUCACAAGUCUAUGGUAGGCAGCCUGAGUCACAAGUCUACGGUAGACAGCCUGAAGAUGAGUUUUCCUUCACUCCGAUACCCGUGUCAGAGUUUCCUGAGCCACCACCAGCGUACUCCGAGUUGCCAAAUACCACCGUCUCUGUAGAACAGACGAAUACCAGCUAUCCACGGACACAAGUCAUCACGAAUGAAUGCUACGACAGGGUGGCAUCAGGAGCGGUGGUUAGGAAGCAGGUAGUCUGCCAGCACUGCGGCACACAGGUCCACACGCUUGUGCUGAAGCAAGUCGGUCCAGCGACUCACGCCAUCGCUUUGUCGUGGCUACUGUGUUGUUUCGUCCCGGCCACCGUCCUCAUCUACUUAUCUGACUGGUUUCGCUACCACAACCACUACUGCCCCUCGUGCAGCAAACUCGUCGGCUACGAGAUCCCCAUGCUUUGCCACAAACUGGUCUACGUCGCCACAGAGUAGGGUGUCUGUGUGUCUGUGUGUUUGUGUAUCUGGUUGUAGUGCCGUAGCUCCGAAACGGCUGGACCGAUUUUCGUUUUGUUUUUUGAGGGUUAUAGGUAGUGUUCACCCAGGUAGUGUCACUCUGAGUGUUCUGACAAAUAUUUUAUGAAAAUCAGCAGAUCGGGAGUGUAAUAGUAAAUGGGGACAUCUCACACACGGCCAUCCGACCUCAAGCUAGGCAGAGCCUGCAAUAUGAGUAACGGAGGCUGAUAUAUCUACACAAAUACAUAUACCUACAUAUAAACACCCAAGACCCAAUUGCAAAUAUCUGACUUUGAACAAACAUCUGCCCAGGCCGAGAAUAGAACCCAAGACCUUCGGUAU
Messenger RNA from Plutella xylostella (diamondback moth), 1524 nucleotides. RefSeq lists its product as uncharacterized. NCBI's taxonomy places the organism in Eukaryota, Metazoa, Arthropoda, Insecta, Lepidoptera, Plutellidae. The record is from RefSeq and is a predicted model, not a curated record.